Molecule: messenger RNA, 2822 nt
Organism: Triticum aestivum (bread wheat)
Lineage: Eukaryota; Viridiplantae; Streptophyta; Magnoliopsida; Poales; Poaceae
Product: protein FAR1-RELATED SEQUENCE 5
Exons: 6
Coding region: 606-2582 (658 amino acids)
Biological process (GO): regulation of DNA-templated transcription
Molecular function (GO): zinc ion binding; nucleic acid binding
Source: RefSeq, a predicted model, not a curated record
GUUCCCGGUGCGGGAGGAGUUUGCUGACAAUCUUGAACACCCAGAUCCAGUCCCGCUGAUGUACCUACUGGAUAAGGUUACUGCUAAUCAGGAUGAUGACCACGCGGAUGUUGAUUCUGCGGCAGCUGAGAUGGUGGGAGAUGGUUUGCUCACCGAGGGUCAGGUGAGUGGGCAGCGUAGACGUGAAGAAUCGCCGACGAGGUCUGCCCAAUCGACUGGCAGAGUAAAUCCUCAGGCCCCCGGCUGGACUAAAAGGCUUCGUCCGGGGAGUGCGCCACCAGACCGUGUGCCUUGUCCAUCCAGGAUGAGCGCCCUGGAGCUAUCAAUGCGUAAAUACGCAGAGGAACCAGACAAGAGUGUGGUGCGACCUGAGCUAGGUCUUAGUUUUGAUUCACUGGGUGAGGCGUAUGAUUUCUACAACUUGUACUCCUGGGAAAUUGGUUUUGGAAUAAGAUAUGGAAAAAGCAGGCUAAAUGCCGAGAGGAUGAAAACAAUGCAGGAGAUAGUAUGUGGAUGUUCGGGAAAACCCGGCUCUAAUCAGACUGCUUUGUUCAUCAGACAACAGUUGGUACAUAACGGAGCAUCAAGCAAGCCACAAUCAUUCUAUGUCGCUUACAAUGGGAGAGAAAGUGCACUGGCCAUCUCAUAAACACAUAGACAUCUACACCAAAGACUUAAUAAGGCAGUUGAGGCAGAACAACGUGAACCUAGGCAAGGUUUACAGCAUAAUUGGGAGCUUCUUUGGAUCAAUUGAGAAGGUUCCUUUCACUAAAAGGACACCGAGGAACAUAUGUGGGAAGAUAAGUCGCGAGCAAGCUGAAGAUGAUGUACGGAAGACACUCCAGGUGUUCGCCGACAUCCGGUCGAAUGACCCUGACUUCUCGUAUGUGGUUCUGGCUGAGAAGGACAGCAAGGUGAAGAAUCUCAUGUGGGAAAAUGGGAGCAGCAGGAUGCAGUACAGGUUCUUUGGUGACGUGGUGACAUUCGACACCACGUACAGGACAAAUCUGUAUGACAUGCCAUUCGGUCUUUUCGUUGUAGUUAACAAUCACUAUCAGAGUAUCAUCCUGGCAGGAGUUUUGAUGUGUGACGAGCAAGAAGAAAGCUUCGAAUGGGUGUUUACAGAAUUCAUUUGCAUGAUGGGCGGACCUGCUCCAAAAACAAUACUCACAGACCAAUGCAGGGCUAUGGAGGUUGCAAUCAAGAAAAUUUAUCCAAACACUAUCCACCGUUGGUGUAAGUGGCAUGUUCUGAAGAAGGCGAAGGAAACACUUGGGCCGUUUUACACGAAGAAGAGUGAUUUCCAGGCUGAAUUUCACAAAGUUGUUAAUCACAUGUUAACCGAGGAAGAAUUUGAAACAGCCUGGGCCGGGCUGCUUUAUAAGUACAACUUGAUGGCGCAUAACUAUAUGACCCAAAUAUAUGAGACAAGACAUAAAUGGGCAAAACCAUACUUCAGAGGAGUGUUUUGUGCAAAGAUGACAAGUACACAGAGGAGUGAGAGCGCAAACCACAUGCUGAAGUCUUACAUGCCCCCUGCAAGCCCGAUGCAUGUUUUCGUCCGUCAAUACAUGAGGCUUCAAUUCGACCGUGAGCGUGAUGAAAGCUACGAGGAGAAGAGAACAAUGAUUGGCGGCGCUGUGCGGCGGACUAACCUUGCAAUAGAGCGGCAUGCAAGCAAAAUAUAUACUAGGAAUAUGUUUGAGGAAUUUGGCCGCCUACUAAUAGAAGGAACUGCAUACAAUGUUACUGAAAAAGAAAAUAUGAGGAAAUAUAUAACAACUCACAAUAAUGCAGCCAAAAGAGAGAAGUGGAGCAGGGUGGAGUACGAGGUGACAGUUAACGAAGACAAAUCAAUAUUCACGUGCGAAUGUGGACAGUUUGAGCAUACAGGCAUGCUUUGUUGCCAUGCUUUGAGGGUGAUGGAGAUUCUGCAUCUGGAUGAAAUCCCUAAGUACCAUAUCCUGAAAAGGUGGACAAGAGAUGCUAGGGAUGUACUCCCGGAGCACCUGAUUCAGUACCAGAAAGACAAAUCGCAUAAUUUGUCAUUCACUUACAGGCAUUCAACAUUAUAUUUUAAAGCCAUGGAAGCUGUUCGGAUGGGGGACGCAAGUGCUACAUGCUAUGACUAUAUGAAUUCUGGACUGGACUCCCUGCUGCGGGGUGGAGCGCCUCUAGCGGUCGUGCGGGAUGGAUUGGCAUUCGAGGAUCGUCUCCUUGACAAUGGCAAUGCUAGUGCAGCGUGCAACGGCCAGAUUGCUAAUGCAGAUCAGGAGGCUGAGCAAUGCAAUAGUGCUGUGAAUUCUGUUGGCAUGAAUGAACUUCGCUGCCUCUCAGCACCAGAAAAGCGUAGAGGUGCUGGCAGGCCGACAAGCAGCAGGGAGAAGGCACCAUACGAAGGGCUGAGUAAGAGAACCAGGUUCUGCAGCAUUUGCCGCCGCGAGGGACACAAGAGGACAACAUGUCCAGAUCGAGGGGAUGCUCCGAAGAAGCCACGGAAACCAGGCAAAUGCAAGAACUGUGGAAUAGAGGGACACCGGCGGAACACAUGCAAGAGGCCUCUUGGGUUUGCCGAGAGCUGAGCAGUGCAAUUUUCGUUCAAUGACUAUGUAUUCUAGUUUUUCAUGAGUCGUAUGUCUUAUUUUCCUGAUCUUGCUUUCAUGUUGCAAGCAGGAAAAAGAAGUAAUGUUGUGCGAAGAAAAUGUUAUUUAGUGUGAGUUGUACUGUCCAUGUUUGUAGAGAUGGAUAUUUGUGUCCUUGAGCAUAAAUAAGAAUUUAUCGGUUUCUGAAUAAUUUGGUAGCUAAUAUGUUAUUUAGAAGAA